GUUUGGUCUUUGGAGUUUGGAUAGAAGCGCCCUCAGCCCUUAAGGACGUCGUGUGGUUUUUUUCGGUUAUAGACAGCGUCUCUUACGCAUUUUUUGGUAAAAAAAUCUUUUAUUUUCUCCGUUUACCUUCAGUUUUAUCACUUUUACCCCGUACUCGAUACGUUAUUGCGAAUACUCGGAUUCGGCCGGCGGGUCUCGCUCAAUUCGUAACCUUACUCGUCAGUCCUUAUACCCCAUCUUAUUUUAUUCUUAAUGCUCCCGCCCCGAAUAGAAUAAGAAUUUAAAAAAAUGGUCAAAUUGACCCCGGAUCUAAUACAGCAGGCCCUACAGUACAUCAACCCGGUACGAGACAGGGAACUGGACCUGAGAGGAUAUAAGAUACCCGUUAUCGAGAACCUUGGCGCAUCUCUAGAUCAGUUCGACACAAUCGACUUUUCCGACAACGAUAUAAGGAAAUUGGACGGUUUCCCACUUCUGAAACGGCUCAAAUGUUUACUCAUGAACAACAACAGGAUUGUAAGGAUCGGUGAUAAUUUGGGCGAGACCCUCCCGAACCUUGAGUCACUCAUCCUCACUGGUAACAUGCUCCAGGAGUUGAGCGACAUUGACCCGCUCACAUCGCUCACGAGCCUUCGCUCUCUUAGCCUGAUGCACUGCCCACUCGUUACGAAGCAGCACUACAGGCACUAUGUCGCUUUCAAGCUGCCGAACCUGAGGCUACUCGACUUCAGGAAGAUAAAGGAGAAGGAAAGGGAAGAGGCAAACAGCUUUUUCAAGAGCAAAGUCGGCCGAGCACUGCAACGCGAGUUCGUCAAAAAGACAAAGACUUUCGUACCGGGCGGGAACUUGGCUAAGGAGAAGAAAACCUACUCGGGACCAACCAAGGCUGAAGUGGCACAAAUCAGAGCGGCUAUUGCGAGGGCAACUUCGCUCGAGGAGGUCGAACGGCUGAAUCGCAUGCUUCAAAGCGGCCAGUUCAAUUUUUACGAUAAAGCAAGAAACGGCUCGGAGGCCGAGGAGGAAGAAGUCGAAGAACAGCCGGAAAACGGUAGGAUGGAAGAGUGAACGGGCGAUUCGUUCAGUACUUUUUUAUUUUUCUCUUGUAAUAUGUUUUAUUAUUAAAAAAAAACUUGUCUUCUGAUAA
Cimex lectularius (bed bug) is the source of this 1144-nucleotide messenger RNA. RefSeq names its product U2 small nuclear ribonucleoprotein A' (gene U2A). NCBI's taxonomy places the organism in Eukaryota, Metazoa, Arthropoda, Insecta, Hemiptera, Cimicidae. Bases 289 to 1065 code for a protein of 258 amino acids. Gene Ontology annotation, molecular function: U2 snRNA binding; protein binding. The record is from RefSeq and is a predicted model, not a curated record. The transcript has 5 exons. Gene Ontology annotation, cellular component: U2 snRNP. Gene Ontology annotation, biological process: mRNA splicing, via spliceosome.